UUCGGAUCAGAUGACAGAAACUGGCGGCUUCUUGGAUGGAAAUUAUAAAUUAUUCUUUUCUUAGCUAGUUUUUGCCCUCAAGAGGGCGCAGCAGUGGUACCUACAGCUGAGGUUGCUCGGGGACGGCACACCGCAGAGUUUGCUAGUGAAUUGCCGUCGAAGGUACCUCUGGCCCGAGUCACCUCCGGCCCUGUGUCCGCUAGCGCGGUCCAUGUGGCCUCGUCGCCCUUGGCUCAAACAACCACCGCAUCCCAUCAGAGACAGAAUUCAUACCACGUCGUAUCUUCCUCCCCUUUCUUUCUUCACAAACACUCCCUCGACUUCCUCUCCUCCUGCGCCCCCCGACACUCCGUCCGCUCCUCUUAAUACUCUCAAUUCCUCUAUCUGCCUCUGCCGUUUUACUGUCUUUUCUCCUCUUUGCACACACUCGUUUGCCUUACUUCCAUUCUACCCCACAUCACCUGUACCUUAAUUUGAAUCAAGGCCGGUCUCUGCUGGCCUCAUAUUUCCCUUUACCACCCUACCUAAUAUCUCGAAUCAACUAUGAAAGCCCUAAUUCUCGUUGGGGGGUUUGGAACCCGUCUGCGACCCCUGACUCUUACCCUUCCGAAGCCGCUGGUGGAGUUCGCCAACCGCCCUAUGAUCCUACAUCAAGUUGAGAGCUUAGCUGCUGCCGGUGUAACAGAUAUUGUUCUCGCUGUUAAUUAUCGGCCAGAUGUCAUGGUAGCUGCGCUUGAGAAGUACGAGCAAAUAUAUAAUGUAAAAAUCACCUUCUCUGUCGAAUCGGAGCCGUUAGGCACCGCGGGACCUCUUAAACUCGCAGAGGAGAUCCUAGGAAAGGACGACAGCCCAUUCUUCGUUCUCAACUCAGACGUGAUUUGUGAAUAUCCCUUUGCAGAACUAGCUGCUUUCCACAAGAAACACGCAGACGAAGGAACAAUUGUGGUGACAAAAGUGGAGGAACCUUCUAAAUAUGGUGUUGUGGUACAUAAACCAAAUCAUCCAUCGCGCAUUGACCGCUUUGUUGAGAAGCCUGUCGAGUUCGUGGGGAACCGCAUCAAUGCCGGAAUCUACAUCCUGAACCCCAGCGUCCUGAAGCGCAUUGAGCUCCGCCCUACUUCUAUUGAACAGGAAACUUUCCCGGCCAUAUGCAAAGAUGGCCAGCUUCAUUCCUUUGACCUGGAAGGAUUUUGGAUGGACGUUGGACAGCCCAAGGAUUUUCUCACGGGUACCUGCCUGUAUCUUUCUUCACUCGCCAAACGCAAUUCGAAAUUUCUGUGCCCGCUUUCAGAGCCAUACGUUUACGGAGGAAAUGUGAUGGUAGAUCCCUCUGCUACAAUUGGGAAGAACUGCCGUAUUGGACCCAAUGUCGUGAUUGGACCGAAUGUCGUGAUUGGCGAUGGGGUACGACUUCAGCGCUGCGUCCUACUAGAGAAUAGCAAAGUCAAGGAUCAUGCGUGGGUAAAGUCGACGAUUGUCGGGUGGAAUAGCACCGUGGGUAGGUGGGCACGACUGGAAAAUGUUACUGUCCUUGGGGACGAUGUAACUAUUGGGGACGAGGUCUACGUCAAUGGAGGCUCUAUUCUCCCUCACAAGAGCAUUAAACAGAACGUUGACGUUCCGGCUAUUAUCAUGUAACCCAACAUAUCCUAUUACAUGAGCCUUCUCUUAAUUCCACUAAGAAGAUCUUUUAAGCAAUACCAACAACGGAGAGGACAAACUUGCCUUCAUUUUUUAUAAUCACUUUUGACAACCUAAUUUCAAGCAUGGAUUGGAGUCGUUCUGUGCAGAUAAUUAUCAACGGCGCGCGAGGUGUGGAGGUAUGUUACGUGUUGGACGCGAAACGUCAAAGAGGUGGGUGCAGGGUGCGUGGGUUUGUCUGGAUCGAAUCAAAGGUAAUACAAAUAAAACGGGACGUUCAAAAACGGGUGGGUUAUGCCUAUAGAGCGGCGGGCAGGGUGUUGAUGAGGUUGACAUUUUUGCUUUUCCUUCCUGAUGUUAUUUAUUUAUUCCCCCUUUUCUUUUCUUUCCUUUUUUUUAAAUACGUUACUAGCUCAUUCAUGUCCGAUGAGUGAAAAAAUAUCUUCCGCGGCCCAACUUUUUGUUCUCAUGGUUUUUGUCGGUUCUCAACUCCUUCGAGAGAUCCCAUAUGCUCAUAAUCUCCCUUGUUCACAUAUUGCAUGCGUCGUUUUCUCCGCUCCAUUUUCUGACUUGGUUCUGCGUUUUUGCCUGGGGUUCAGGAACCUAAUUCUUCUAUUUUAGUUUUCCUUCGUACAUUCUCCUUUUUCCAUUUUCCUCCACCUCUGUAGUGUAUCUUGCUUCCCCUUUCUUGCCUUACAUAUAUAUAUAUUGCUUUUGUUUGCCUGAUAUACUGCAAGAUCUGGCUCGAAUUUUAAUCUUAGUUUAAUUUACUUAGUGGAUCCUCCUCUCUGGUGUGUAAUUUAUCCUUUUAUUUCAGGAUCUGGACCAUGUUUCACAUUCCAGGGCGCAUACCUACCACAUGGGGUUCAUAUCAUAUACGCAGUAAGGGUAGGUCUCGUAUGAAAAGCAAGCCAGAAAAUCAUAAAAUGUGAGAAACAAUAAAGAUUUCUUCGGAUAUCUGUGUAUCACAAUUAAACCCGCUUAGAGGUAUUAUCUAGAUUACAAUGUAAGCGCCAUAUACGUGGAGCGGGUAUAUUACAAUAAUUAAAAAGGCUUCAAAAAAAAAAAA
Molecule: messenger RNA, 2710 nt
Organism: Blastomyces dermatitidis ER-3
Lineage: Eukaryota; Fungi; Ascomycota; Eurotiomycetes; Onygenales; Ajellomycetaceae
Product: mannose-1-phosphate guanyltransferase
Exons: 5
Coding region: 544-1638 (364 amino acids)
Biological process (GO): cell wall mannoprotein biosynthetic process; GDP-mannose biosynthetic process
Cellular component (GO): cytoplasm
Molecular function (GO): GTP binding; mannose-1-phosphate guanylyltransferase (GTP) activity
Source: RefSeq, a predicted model, not a curated record